AUGUGUUGUCUGCCUGCUUGUGCGAUUUUGGCUUUACUCUGCCUGGCGUCACCGGUCCACAGCACCAGCGGCCUGCAGGCCGGCCUGAGGCACCGGCAGGGCAACUUCGCCAUGGCCUUGUACCGUGCCGUGUCUGAGGGCCGCGUCGACACCAACCUGGUGGUGUCGCCGUCCGGCGUGGCGGCCGCCCUGGGCCUCCUGCAACUGGGUGCCCGGGGCAACACCAGAGCUCAGCUGGAAGCCGGCCUUGGCUACGACGUCAACGAUGCUCACGUUCGAGAGCUCCUGCAGCAGUGGCAAGGCGAGGUGAACAGCAGCAGCAAUCCAAUGGCGUCAAAGGAGGCGUGGCUACAGCAGACGUGCGUCCUGUUGGUGCAAAGCAGCAUUAAACUAGCUGCCCGAUUUGAACAUAAUGUUGAAACCUGGCCUGACGUCAGUGUGAUGAGAGAUCACCAGCAGCAGAACGACUCGCACAGAGAUGAGGCAUGGCUCCCACUACAGGCAGGAAGCAGUAGCGGAGAUUUAUCUGGGUCUGGUGAAGUUCAACAGGCUGAAGCCUCAACAUCGUUGACGUCACUAUCGACAUCGUCAACAUUAUGGCCAUCCGGCCAGCAGAUGGCACUGUUGAGUAGAGUUGCAUUCAAGGGCACUUGGCAAAAACAGUUUCACACUGUCAACACGCACAACCUCCAGUUUCUGCUCUUGGACGGCACCACAGUCAAAGUGCCCAUGAUGCAUCAGUCUGCUGAGGUCUACUUUGGUCAGUUCCUAACACCGUUUAACCAAAGGUACUCGGUCCUGGAUCUUCCCUACUCUGGAAUGUCCCUGAGCCUCCAAGUGGUCCUCCCUGUGGACCGCAAGAGCCCACUGUCUUCUCUGGAGGCUCAGCUGAGCUUUCGCCACGUGGCCUCCUGGCAGGCCGGUCUACGCAGGACCAAGAUGGACGUCUUCCUACCCAGGUUCAAAAUGCAGAAAAAGUUGAACUUGAAGUCCACACUUCCUGCCAUGGGAAUCGCAGACGCCUUCAACCCGUCGAACGCUGACUUUUCUGGGAUUUCAGCCGAGGACUCGCUCUACAUAUCAGACGCCUUCCAUGACGUUGCCAUCGAAGUCACGGAGGAAGGGACCAAGGCGGCUGCCUCCACAGCCAUGGUGUUACUGAAGCGUUCCCGCUCUGCCGUCUUCAAGGCAGACCGGCCGUUCCUGUUCCUGCUGAGACACGUUAAAACAGGAUCCAUUUUGUUCAUGGGCAGAGUGACGAACCCUGCCGACCAGUUGUUUUGAGAUAUUUUUAAUGUGACGUGCACACAGUAUUUAUUUUGCAGGCAUUUCCGGAAAGAGACAAUAUUUUUGUA
Syngnathus typhle (broad-nosed pipefish) is the source of this 1355-nucleotide messenger RNA. RefSeq names its product serpin peptidase inhibitor, clade E (nexin, plasminogen activator inhibitor type 1), member 3 (gene serpine3). The transcript is spliced from 8 exons. Gene Ontology annotation, molecular function: serine-type endopeptidase inhibitor activity. Gene Ontology annotation, biological process: negative regulation of endopeptidase activity. Lineage: Eukaryota; Metazoa; Chordata; Actinopteri; Syngnathiformes; Syngnathidae. The record is from RefSeq and is a predicted model, not a curated record. The coding region runs from base 1 to 1284 and encodes 427 amino acids.